Messenger RNA from Penicillium paradoxum, 2271 nucleotides. RefSeq names its product putative C2H2 transcription factor Crz1 (gene crzA). The coding region runs from base 1 to 2271 and encodes 756 amino acids. Lineage: Eukaryota; Fungi; Ascomycota; Eurotiomycetes; Eurotiales; Aspergillaceae. The record is from RefSeq and is a predicted model, not a curated record. Gene Ontology annotation, molecular function: RNA polymerase II cis-regulatory region sequence-specific DNA binding; DNA-binding transcription factor activity, RNA polymerase II-specific. Gene Ontology annotation, cellular component: nucleus. Gene Ontology annotation, biological process: regulation of transcription by RNA polymerase II. The transcript is spliced from 2 exons.
AUGGCCUCGCAUGACCAGAAUCAGGGCUCGGUUCAUUCCCCCGAUGAUAUUAAGCAUCGGAGUGUGAGCCCUUCGCUGCACGGCCAGCAGUAUCAUGACCCCAACUCCAGUGCUCUAGGUGUGAACCCCUCCAUGGCUGCUUAUCCGACAAUCCCCUCCUUUCAGAAUCCCGACGGCGGUAUCGGUGGUCCUGAAGCAUAUGGAUACGGGAACUACCUCUCUGGGGCGCCUCCCACACAUAUGUCAUCUCCCCCGACGGGUCAGAGCUACCCUCUCGUCAUCAAUACCAAUAAUAUCCCGAUCUCGCAGUCGUUCGAGACAACCCUAGCCAACCAGCUCGAGCACUCUGCGACGGGACUCCGGCCGAUCCAGGGCGACGAAAACUUCUCCAACAUGCUUCACUCCCAAUCCGAAUUGGAUUUCUCGCUCUACCAGAAUCACAGUCCCAACAGUGGCUCCGCCUCCGAGUACGAUUCUUCUUUGAUGAUGGACCCGCAAAUGCACCAGCGCCAGUCAAUCAAUCAAGCGAUCAACCCCGCGGACCUGGUCAGCCCCGUCUCCAAUCCCUCGCCCUCUUCGCACCCGUCAUCGCAAGAUCAGCAGCAUUCCUCACCUGGUCCGAUGUCCCCUCCAGGAUCCACACCGGGCACAUACUAUACCCCUCGGCAUUCGCGACACGCUUCGCUUGAUCCCGCCACGGCAUACAUGACCAGCCAAACAGGCCCGGACUGGCAGUCAGUCAUGAACAAUGCUUCCUUCCGGGGACACCGACGCGCACCAUCUGAGGUGUCCGAGGUAUCAUCCGCCAAUCAUUCCCCGUACUUGUCCCAGCAUGAAUUCGAUGGCAUCGAGAACAACGCGUCACCUUCUUUGGCCCCACAGCCUGAUCCAAGCCUUUAUGAUCCUGGUCUCGGCAUGGAAUCAUUCACAUUGUCGGAGCAACAACAGCAGGGGAUUAGCCCCCUCCACAGUCCUUAUAUCUCUCCACGCCUAAUGCCACAGCAGGGAGGGGAAAUGGUACCGAAUGCAUCUUAUCUCUCUCAAUUCCCCUCGGCGCCGACAGAUAUGUAUGGAAUGCCGCAAGAGGACAUGAUGAACAUGGGCCAGUUGAACAAUACCCCGGGCGACAUUGGCCAAGCUUCACAGAUGGCACCUCCAUCCAUUAAUGUUGAGUUUGCUCCGCCAUUACGGAAUACGAACUUCGAUCUGUCUAAAUCAACGGCAGAUUUCGAUUCACUGAGUCCUCCUGCUAUGCGAUCCCGUAUGCGUAGUAAAUCUGAUCCUUACCACCCGGCUUCACGUCCACGCUCUCCGGCGCAUCCAACAGUAAAGUUGGAGCCUCAUGCGCCUCCCACACCGCGAUCAUUGUCGCCUAUUGGAACGAUUGGCUCGCACUCGCGCAGUAACCCCGGUUCGCGAGAUCCAUCGCCCUCGCGAUCCAACCGACGCCUUUCCACCUCCUCAAUCGAGAACCGGAACUACAUUCUAGAUCUCGCAGACCCACAAAGACCCGGCGCAGCACCCGGGGAGCCAAAACGGAUCCAGAAACACCCAGCCACCUUCCAAUGCAGCCUGUGUCCGAAGCGCUUCACUCGCGCAUACAACCUGCGAUCCCACCUCCGCACCCACACCGACGAGAGACCAUUUGUAUGCACAGUCUGCGGCAAAGCCUUUGCCCGCCAACACGACCGCAAACGCCACGAGGGGCUCCACUCUGGCGAAAAGAAAUUCGUCUGCCGCGGCGAGCUCUCGCGAAGCGGACAAUGGGGCUGCGGGCGCCGUUUCGCCCGUGCAGAUGCCCUAGGUCGCCACUUCCGCUCCGAAGCCGGCCGCGUAUGCAUCAAGCCUCUUCUAGACGAGGAGUCGCAAGAGCGCGAUCGUGUCUUGCUAGAGCACCAGCAGCAACAACAAUCUCCUUCCAGCCAUCUCCAGCCCAUUCCGCAGCCACUUGUCAUGCCUAACAUGCCUGGUAUGGACGGGCAGUCAACAGGCAACUUCAUUCUGCCUGCUGCGCUCCUGGCGCAGUACCCAGCUCUGCAGACGUUGCAGUGGGACCAGAUCCCAGCUGCGGGCGAUGAUGCUGGUGAGAUUGGCGGGCGGAGUAGCUUCGAUGCUAGCUCUGGUGGGGAGUUUGGCUUUGACGAGGAUGAUUCUGGGAUGGGUGGGGGAUACGGCAAUAACCAAGCGGUUAUGUACAGUGUCAAUACCCCUGGUCAGAUGUUGGGUGUCAACCCCGGGGAUCCUGGGUACGAUCAGAAGUGGAGUGGAUGA